AUGCAAUCCAGAGUGAAGAUGCAACCCGAAUCUGACUCUAAUUGGAUGGUUCCCAUCGAAGUGAUGCUGGGUUCCCUCAACCACGCAGAAGUGCAAGCGUGCAGCAUUUCAAUAGUUGCAGACGAGCUUCGAGCCCCCAAGGAGGACGCUUUCAAGCCGAAGGUGGUUUCAAUAGGACCCUUGCACAGAGGAACCACAAGACACAUCCAAUUAACGGAAGAGACCAAAUGGCGUUACAUGCGCGAGUUCCUCGACCGUAAAGGAAACCAAGAACAAAACAGAAGAUCAGAGUUAAGGUUGAAAGAUUGCGGCACGGAAAUUCUAAAUUUGUGUAAAAUAAUCAACGCAAGCUAUGGGGGUAACAUCGAAUCAGAACCCCACGAAUUGGCCAAAAUAAUGAUAGUCGAUGGCUGCUUUCUGUUAGAGUUUCUCCACAGACUUGGCGAUUAUAUGAUAAAAUUGGCGGAGGGCCAGAGAGAAAGUUAUUCUGACGACCCAAUUUUCCAAGGCCACAAAAAUGUGUUAUCUGUUCUCAACGAUAUCACAAUGCUUGAGAACCAAAUACCCUUAAUUGUUCUCAAGAAAUUAUAUAGGAAGGUCUUCCCAGACAAGAGUGACAUCAACAACGAUCACCGUGUUGCUAAUAUUGUGCGUGAAGCCUUCGGUUAUCCUGCGACGGAGAGCUCCGGAGGGGCUCAUAUCCUUAACUUGAUCCACUUGACCACAGUUCAACAAGAUAAGGAUUCGAGAAAAGGGGCGAAGCAAGAGCUAGAGCGUUGUGCAACGAGGCUUCGAGCCGCGGGAAUAACCAUCGAAGCAAUAGCAACUUCGCAGCGUGAGUUAGUCGACAGGUUCACCUUCGACAUAACUUUCAAGGAUGGUGUGUUGAAAAUCCCAGCGCUUUAUGUUAAGCAAACGACGGAAGUUAAGUGGAGGAAUUUGAUUGCGUGGGAGCAGAGUAAAAUUAGUAUCAGGUGUACAUACACAUCGUAUGCUCUGUUUUUCAAGGGUUUGAUAUGUUGUAAGCAUGACAUUGAGUUGCUUGAGGAGAUGGGGGUUAUAGUCAACGAAUCAAAGAAGAAAACGGAGGUUUUGUUGAAACUGUUUCGCACGAUUUCCAAGGGAGCUGAGCAUAUGGAUUCGAGUUAUAGCAAGCUUUGUGCAGAUCUGAAUGAGUAUCAGAGGGGGAAGGUGACAACAGUGUUGCAAGCAAUGCCUAUAAUAACUUGGCAUAACUGCAGACACGUUUGUCAGAUCAUUUGGUUCUAUUGGAGAAACUGGUACAAAAUUUUGAUAACAGAUCAUAUACCUACGGUGUGGAAAUUCAUUGGAGUAGUGGCAGCUAUUGCGCUUCUUGUUCUCACUAUUAUGCAGACAUAUUACUCGUCCCGCAGUGCUGGCUAA
This is a messenger RNA of Abrus precatorius (Indian licorice), 1404 nucleotides long. Its product is annotated as UPF0481 protein At3g47200-like. Bases 1 to 1404 code for a protein of 467 amino acids. Lineage: Eukaryota; Viridiplantae; Streptophyta; Magnoliopsida; Fabales; Fabaceae. The transcript has a single exon. The record is from RefSeq and is a predicted model, not a curated record.